Messenger RNA from Limanda limanda (common dab), 1212 nucleotides. RefSeq names its product thyrotropin-releasing hormone receptor-like. Gene Ontology annotation, molecular function: thyrotropin-releasing hormone receptor activity. The record is from RefSeq and is a predicted model, not a curated record. Gene Ontology annotation, biological process: phospholipase C-activating G protein-coupled receptor signaling pathway. The coding region runs from base 1 to 1176 and encodes 391 amino acids. The transcript is spliced from 2 exons. Gene Ontology annotation, cellular component: membrane. Lineage: Eukaryota; Metazoa; Chordata; Actinopteri; Pleuronectiformes; Pleuronectidae.
AUGGAGAACAACACGACGAUCUUCCGAGAUGUCCCCCAGGUUUUAAAUCUGACAGAAAUGCCUCUGAACCCUCUCGAGGAGCAGGUCAUAACAAUAUUUUUGACAAUGCUCAUCUGUGGAGUUGGGAUUGCUGGGAACAUCAUGGUGGUGCUGGUCGUGCUGCGCACCAAGCACAUGGUGACCCCGACCAACUGUUACCUGGUCAGCCUGGCUGUCGCUGACCUCAUCGUGCUCCUGGCUGCCGGGCUUCCUAACAUCUCCGACGCCGUCUCCUUCUGGAUCUACGGCUACACGGGAUGCUUGUGUAUAACUUAUCUUCAGUACCUGGGCAUCAACGUGUCGUCCUGCUCCAUCACGGCGUUCACCAUCGAGCGAUACAUUGCGAUAUGUCACUCCAUAAAGGCGCAGUUCAUAUGCACCGUGUCCCGGGCCAAGAGGAUCAUAGCUGGAGUCUGGGUCUUCACCUCACUCUACUGCAUCAUGUGGUUCUUCUUAGUGGACACAGACGAAACCGUGUAUACCAACGGCGUGGUGGUCACUUGUGGCUACCGUGUCUCCAGGAGUCUCUACAUGCCAAUCUACUUCCUGGACUUCACCCUGUUCUACGGGAUCCCGCUCACUGUGGCCACCGUCCUGUACGGACUCAUCGCGAGGAUCCUGUUCAUGAGUCCUCUGCCGUCGCACCUCACCGACAGAGAGGGAGGAGGCUCGGUGCACCAGGGUCACUCCAACAGCAGCAACAAGACCAACAAGGGUGCGGUCUCCGCUCGGAAACAGAUAACGAAGAUGCUGGCUGUGGUGGUCGUCCUCUUCGCUCUGCUGUGGAUGCCUUACCGAACGCUGGUGGUGGUCAACUCCUUCAUCGACCCGCCCUACCACAACACCUGGUUCCUGCUCUUCUGCCGGAUGUGCAUCUACACCAACAGCGCCAUCAACCCCAUCAUUUACAACCUCAUGUCCCAGAAGUUCCGCGUGGCCUUCAAAAAGCUGUGCAAGUGCAACUGGCGGCACAAGGAGAAGGCGGUGGAGUACAACGUGCCGAUGUAUUACAGCGUCAUGAAGGAUUCGUCCCACGAGAGCAACGAGCCGAUCACGGAGCAGGAGGACGUGAGCGGCCAAACCCUCAAGAGGUUCAACGUGAAGGCUGACGACACAAGCACCUUCAGCAUCUCCUGAUAAAAGCUCCGGGAUUAAACUGUGUGUGAUUAAUUA